AUGGGGUUCAUAAGCUCAUCAUUCGUCAGAAGCCGUCAAGUUGGGAAGUAUUUCGCAAACUCGCAAACCCUUGAUUUCGCCAACGUAAUCAUCGCACAGCGAUUCGACGGGAUUUCGCGCCAGCUUCUUUUUGUUAGUUCCGAGCUUCCAGUCCAGACCCGCCAAUAUCGGCUGGGUGACUUGGGGAUCCAAAGUCAUCCCAAAUGGCCGGCGAGGUUUGCGCUCAAACAAUCUUGCUUGCUCACUGAGGCCCUUCCCUCCCACAGCCUCAGUCGACCACUCCCCCAAGCCUCACCCCACCUCCCCCAACGGCGACCUCCCCGCCACGCCUCCUUCAGCAACUACCGCGACCACGUCCAGCAGCACGGCCCCCUCCAGAAGUCCAUCCGCUCCUCCACCGGCGGCAUCGGCGGCUCGGCCGGCGCCCAGCUCGGCGACGUCCAGCCCCCCAAGGGCACCUUCUUCGACACUUCGGAGCUGCCCGCGAGGUUCCGCCGCGCGCCCAUCGAGAUGGCCGAGAUCGAGGCUGUUGAGUCUGGUGGUGCUGCUGUCUUCGGUUGA
Molecule: messenger RNA, 561 nt
Organism: Sodiomyces alkalinus F11
Lineage: Eukaryota; Fungi; Ascomycota; Sordariomycetes; Glomerellales; Plectosphaerellaceae
Exons: 5
Coding region: 1-561 (186 amino acids)
Biological process (GO): 2-oxoglutarate metabolic process
Source: RefSeq, a predicted model, not a curated record